This is a messenger RNA of Cladophialophora psammophila CBS 110553, 555 nucleotides long. Its product is annotated as V-type H+-transporting ATPase 16kDa proteolipid subunit. The record is from RefSeq and is a predicted model, not a curated record. The transcript has 4 exons. NCBI's taxonomy places the organism in Eukaryota, Fungi, Ascomycota, Eurotiomycetes, Chaetothyriales, Herpotrichiellaceae. The coding region runs from base 1 to 555 and encodes 184 amino acids. Gene Ontology annotation, biological process: proton transmembrane transport. Gene Ontology annotation, cellular component: proton-transporting V-type ATPase, V0 domain. Gene Ontology annotation, molecular function: proton-transporting ATPase activity, rotational mechanism.
AUGACGACAAUCACAGAAGGGCCGGGCAGCGAACUCACGCCCAACUUUGCUCCCUUCUUUGGCAUGGCCGGAAUCGCUUCUGCUAUGAUCUUUGGCUGUAUAGGAGCCGCCUACGGCACCGCAAAAUCAGGCAUCGGAAUUGCUGGCGUGGGAACUUACCGCCCUGACUUGAUCAUGAAGGUCUGGAGUGCACGGAUAUCCCCUCCACAUGCCUCGUCUAACGGCGAACGUCAGUCCCUCAUCCCCGUCGUCAUGUCCGGAAUCAUCGCCGUCUACGCCCUCGUCAUCGCCGUGCUCAUCGCCGGAGAUAUGGGGCCCCCGCCUCAGCAGAAUUACAGCUUAUUUACUGGAUUCAUGCACCUGGCCUCAGGAUUAAGUGUCGGCCUCGCCGGCCUCGCAGCUGGCUAUGCCAUUGGGAUUGUGGGAGACAUGGGUGUGAGAUGUUAUAUGCAGCAAAGCAGGAUAUUUGUGGGCAUGGUGCUCAUUUUGAUCUUUGGUGAGGUGCUGGGGCUCUACGGGCUGAUUGUAGGACUGAUUUUGCAUUCAAAGAGUUGA